GAGCUCGCGAAACCCAUAGCUUCUUCUUCAGAAGAACCUACUCAGAUCGGUCUUCUUUCUCUCUAUCCUUUGUCGGGAUUCUCUUUCUAACCUUCACCCUAUCUCUUCCCUUAAUUACGUCUCCUGUUUGCUUCAAGCCUGAUUGAAUUUGUAUCACUUGGGGAAUGAAUAAAACUGGUUUUGUCCAUCUCUGUUAGAAAAAAGUAAUAUUGGAAUUUGAGAGAAGGGACGUUGCGAUGUAUACGAGGGCAUUAAAGAGGAACCAGAGAUGGGAUUUGCUAUUGCAGCAAGCCAAAUACUUAGUUAGGCCAGCCAUUCGCAACUAUACCGUCUCCAGAUCUUAUGGAUUCACAGAUACAUUAACAAAUAGUGCAAAUUUGACAAGAAAGUCUCUCCUCGGUUCAUUUUAUCCCCGCGUUGGUACUAUUGCCUCGGGAAAUUUUUUAAGUAAUUUGAAGAAUAGCCAGUUGCGUAGUUUUAGUUCUGAAGGUGAUGGAAGGAAUGCUAGUGAGGAUAAACAUAUCUCUUUGAACAAAGGGAAUGGUGUAGAUGAUGGAAAGACCGGUAAGGAGAAAAGUAAUAGCGGUGUUGGGCAUUUAGAUUCUCAUGCUCAACUUGGUGAACAGGACCAAAUAGAAUGGCUCAGUAAUGAGAAGCUUGCCAGUGAAUGCAAAAAGAAGGAGUCACCUUUGCUUAAUAGACGAGAAAGAUUCAAAAACGAAUUCUCACGGAGAGUCCAACCUUGGGAAAAAAUACAGCUUUCGUGGGAGACCUUCCCUUACUAUAUCCAUGACCAUACGAAAAAUAUUUUGGUGGAAUGUGUUACCUCACAUAUAAGGCAGAAGAAUGCCACUUCUAUAUAUGGUGCUCGUUUAGAUUCUUCAAGUGGAAGAAUAUUGCUCCAGAGUGUUCCAGGUACUGAGCUUUAUCGGGAGAGGUUGGUUAGAGCACUUGCUCGAGAUGUACAAGCUCCCCUGUUGAUACUUGACAGCAGUGUUCUUGCCCCAUAUGAUUUUGCUGAUGACUACAAUGAAGAUUCUGAAUCUGAUGGUGAGAAUGCAGACGCGGAAGCAGAUGAGAGCACGACAGAGUCUGAAGCUGAAGACGAAUCUGGUGCUAACAAUGAGGAGGAUUCUGAAGCGAAAACAGAUGGGAGUGAAAAUGAUGAAGCUUGCCUCGAGGUUUCUGAGGAAGCGAUCAAGAAAAUUGUUCCAAAACUUGAGGAGUUUGAAAAGUUGGUAGCAGAGGAAUUACAUAGUUCUGGUGAAGCAUGUGAAGCGGCAGCUGUUGAGCAUUCUGAUAAAGCCAGGCGACCAGCAAAGAAAGGAGAUCGAGUAAAAUAUGUAGGGUCUUCUAAGAAGGGUGAUGCAAAGCACAGGCCAUUAUCUAGCGGACAACGUGGAGAGGUUUAUGAGGUGAGUGGAAACCGUGUUGCAGUCAUAUUUGACGAUACUUCGUCAGAGGAAAGCGAGAAGAAACCAUCCCAUAAACUACAUAUGCACUGGAUAGAUGUUGGAGACCUAAAGCAUGAUUUGGAUAUGCAGGCAGAAGAUGGCUAUAUCGCCAUGGAGGCUUUAAGUGAGGUUUUGCAAUCCACGCAACCACUUAUCGUCUACUUUCCCGACUUGUCCCAGUGGAUGUCCAGAGCUGUACCUAAGUCAAAACGAAAUGAGUUUGUAGACAAAGUUCAGGAAAUGUUUGAUAAACUGUCAGGUCCUGUUGUUAUGAUCUGUGGACGGAACAAGAUUGAAACAGGCUCAAAAGAGAGAGAGAAAUUUACGAUGAUACUCCCAAACUUUGGCCGUCUUGCGAAACUGCCCCUUCCGUUGAAGCGUCUCACUGAGGGACUCACGGGAAGGAAAACAUCAGAGGAUAAUGAUAUAUACAAACUCUUCACUAAUGUUAUGACCCUACUCCCUCCGAAGGAAGAAGAUAACCUUGUAGUAUUCAACAAACAACUUGGAGAAGAUAGAAGAAUUGUGAUAUCACGGAGCAAUUUGAAUGAGCUACUUAAGGUGCUUGAGGAAAACGAGUUAUUAUGCACAGACUUGUACCAAGUGAACACGGAUGGCGUGAUAUUGACAAAGCAAAGAGCGGAGAAAGUUAUUGGCUGGGCCAGAAACCACUAUUUAUCUUCUUGUCCUGACCCAUCGGUUAAAGAAGGCCGCCUGAUUCUGCCCCGUGAAAGCAUUGAGAUUUCAGUUAAAAGGUUACAAGCACAAGAAGAUAUUUCCCGAAAGCCCUCACAUAACUUGAAGAAUAUUGCAAAGGAUGAAUAUGAAACCAAUUUUGUGUCAGCUGUGGUUGCUCCUGGAGAAAUCGGGGUCAAGUUUGACGACAUUGGUGCUCUUGAACAUGUAAAGAAGACAUUAAAUGAGUUGGUCAUUCUUCCCAUGAGAAGGCCAGAGCUUUUCACCCGUGGAAAUCUCUUGCGGCCUUGUAAAGGUAUAUUGCUUUUUGGUCCUCCUGGUACGGGUAAAACGCUACUCGCCAAGGCGCUUGCAACAGAAGCAGGGGCAAACUUUAUUAGCAUAACUGGCUCAACGCUUACCUCAAAGUGGUUUGGAGAUGCAGAGAAGCUCACGAAGGCUUUAUUCUCUUUUGCAAGCAAACUAGCGCCUGUAAUUAUAUUUGUUGAUGAGGUUGACAGUUUGUUGGGUGCGCGUGGAGGUGCUUUUGAGCACGAGGCAACCCGGAGAAUGAGAAACGAGUUUAUGGCAGCUUGGGAUGGACUCAGGUCAAAGGAUAGCCAAAGAAUACUCAUUCUUGGUGCCACCAACCGACCUUUUGAUCUUGAUGAUGCUGUUAUUCGUCGGCUACCAAGACGGAUAUAUGUAGAUUUACCAGAUGCGGAAAACCGGUUGAAGAUUUUGAAGAUAUUUCUUACUCCAGAAAAUCUUGAAACUGGUUUCGAGUUUGAUAAACUUGCAAAGGAAACCGAAGGAUACUCAGGAAGCGAUCUCAAGAAUCUAUGCAUAGCUGCUGCAUACAGACCUGUGCAAGAAUUGUUACAAGAAGAGAACAAGGGUUCGGUAGCAAAUGCAGCUCCUGAUCUACGGCCUCUGAGUUUGGACGACUUCAUUCAAUCAAAAGCUAAGGUAAGUCCAUCAGUGGCGUAUGAUGCAACAACAAUGAACGAAUUGAGGAAAUGGAACGAACAGUACGGUGAAGGAGGGACCCGGACUAAGUCCCCUUUUGGCUUCUAAAACCAGUUUUGUUAGAUUCAAUCUCUCUUUUUUACCUACAAAAACUCAUUAAUUUUGCUUCAUGUC
Messenger RNA from Camelina sativa (false flax), 3272 nucleotides. RefSeq lists its product as uncharacterized. Lineage: Eukaryota; Viridiplantae; Streptophyta; Magnoliopsida; Brassicales; Brassicaceae. Gene Ontology annotation, molecular function: ATP hydrolysis activity; ATP binding. Gene Ontology annotation, cellular component: mitochondrial outer membrane. The record is from RefSeq and is a predicted model, not a curated record.